Messenger RNA from Triticum dicoccoides, 1256 nucleotides. Its product is annotated as alpha-1,3-arabinosyltransferase XAT3-like. NCBI's taxonomy places the organism in Eukaryota, Viridiplantae, Streptophyta, Magnoliopsida, Poales, Poaceae. Gene Ontology annotation, molecular function: glycosyltransferase activity. The record is from RefSeq and is a predicted model, not a curated record. Bases 414 to 1169 code for a protein of 251 amino acids. The transcript has 3 exons.
CACAAGUUUAGAAUCUAGUUUGAGCAGAAGGAGAGAAGAAGAGUUUACCCAGCACACAGAUUUAGAAUGUAGUUAGAGCAGAAGGAGAGAAGAAGAGGCUACCCAGGGCACAGAUUUAGAAUGUAGUUAGAGCAGAAGGAGAGAAGAAGAGUUUACCCAGGACACAAAUUUAGAAUGUAGUUAGAGCAGAGGGAGAGAAGAAGAGGUUACCCAGCGCACAGAUUUAGAAUGUAGUUACACCAGAGGGAGAGAAGAAGCGGCUACUAAACACAAAUUUAGAAUGUAGUUACACCAGAGGGAGAGAAGAAGUGGUUACUCAACACAUAGAUUUAGAAUGUAGUUGGACCAGAGGGAGAGAAGAGAUCAAGAGACGGUAGGAGAAGCGACCGUCGGCCGGUCAGGGCGACGAACGGAUGGCUGCCAGCUCGUUCUCGGCGCCGGCGCAGGCGGUGAAGGGCGUGGCGAAAAUGUUGGCUCACCGCUGCCAGGCCGUGGUUGGGUUCCUGUUUGCUCUCAUCGUCAUCCUCGUGCUCCACACCACCGUGGUGUUUGGCCCGUCCUGGUCCACGAAUGACAUUGUACAUGACAUAGAUAACGGGAAGAAGGACGACGCAGCCAAGAACGAUGAGGAAAGAAGGGACCAGUUAGGCCAAACAGUAAAAAAUGAUGCUAAUGACAAGAUGCAGGAAGAUCUCAUUGGGCAAGAACUCGACGGAGACGUCAAACACGGUGCUCCGGGGAAGCCCAUCUGCGACCUCUCUGACCCUAGGUACGACAUCUGCGACAUCACCGGAGACGCCCGUGCCAUCAGCGCCAACCGUACCGUCCUCUAUGUCCCGCUUGUGGAGCAGCGCGGCACCGACGGCCCGGAAUGGGCCAUCAAGGACCAGUCCCGCAAGAAUCUGGGGGACAUCAUCGAGGUGAAUGUCAACACCCUAAGCGCCGCGCAGUCCCUGGUGGCGCCGGAGUGCACCUCAAGGCACGCAGUCCCGGCCGCCGUGUUUGCCAUGAACGUCAUCAUCGGCAACCCAUGGCAUGACUUGAGCAACGUCCUGAUCCCGCUCUUCAUCACCACCCGCGCCUACGACGGUGAGGUCCAGUUCCUUGUCACCGAGCUCCAGCCGUGGUUCGUGGACAAGUAUCGUCUCAUCCUCACCAACCUGCACUAGUAGAAAACCACCCAUUAGUCCCGGUUCGUAAGGGCCUUUAGUCCCAGUUCAUGAACCGGGACUAAUGGGUCGUUACUAAUACCUCCA